AUGGCCGGGUAUUUAAAUGUAGAUGUUAGGGUUAUAUCUAAAUAUUUCAGAACGAAUUUUUCUUAUAAGAGAUUAGGUAUUAUGAUUACCUUGCUUAUUUUCCUAAGAAAUGUGAUGAAUGUCAAAAACAACCUUUUUAUUGCCGAUCUAGAAUCAGCAUUAAAUAUAAAUGAUGAGACGCGAGAUAGCUUUAAAAAAAUGGCUCAAUAUGGCCAAAAACCAUAUGGAAUCCUCUUUGUAACAGCACAUCCUGAUGAUGAAACAAUGUUUUUUAUGCCAACCAUUCGGGUACUAAGGGAAUACAUUCAUGGAUAUGACAAAUUGGAGCCACCUAUCAAAAUUUACCUCCUAGUAUUUACUAAUGGUAAUUACUAUGGGAAGGGAGAACAAAGAGAGUAUUGCUUGGCAAAAAUUUGCUACUCACUUGGCAUAACUGAACACGUUAUACAUGAUCCAGAAAUUUACGACGGAAUAGAUGAAUGGCCCAUAAAUAGAGUUGCAAAUAUUAUCAAAAUUUUUGUGCGGGAGAAUAACAUUAAGACAUUUACAUUUGACAGACAUGGCGUGUCAUACCACCCAAAUCACUCGAGCGUCUACAGGGGCGUGGAAAUUGCUGUUAAUGAUUUACCAAAAUUUUGGACUUUUAACCUCAAGACUGUAUCAUUAUUUCGCAAAUAUCUUUCAAUUUUUUCGUUAUAUUUACCAAUUUUCAUGGAUCGCACUGCUGCCCUCUACACUAGCCCAUUGAAAAUAUUUGAGCUUAUGAUAAUAUAUUGGAGUGAAUUUCGCAUACAUAUUCCCUUUUGGUGCUUAUUUUCAAGUUAUUCUUAUUCUAAUAGCUAUGAUGUUUACCUGACUCCUGACGAUAAAGUUCAGAAUAGCUUCUGGAAGAAAAGUGACGCAGAUGUUAAUAUUGAGACCAAUGAUCUGUGA
Messenger RNA from Babesia microti strain RI, 933 nucleotides. RefSeq names its product N-acetylglucosaminylphosphatidylinositol deacetylase. Gene Ontology annotation, cellular component: endoplasmic reticulum. Gene Ontology annotation, biological process: GPI anchor biosynthetic process. NCBI's taxonomy places the organism in Eukaryota, Apicomplexa, Aconoidasida, Piroplasmida, Babesiidae. The coding region runs from base 1 to 933 and encodes 310 amino acids. The record is from RefSeq and is a predicted model, not a curated record. Gene Ontology annotation, molecular function: N-acetylglucosaminylphosphatidylinositol deacetylase activity. The transcript has 4 exons.